UUUGGAUUAUAAACUUUUCCGAGAUAUCACUUCAUGUGUGAACAUAAUUUACAUAGAAUCUCUCACAAAACCAGCGAUACAACAGUGAGGAAGUGUAAAGGCUGCAUACAAUAUCGCUGUUAUCACUGCGAUAAGUGUUGUUUUUGUUAUCUUAAUGCACCAAAUGAACUAUUUCGCAAGUAGCAGUUCACUCUUAACAUACACUGUGCUUCAACUACAAGAUAAAGGAACAAUGGAGCAGCCGGUUCCUGAUUGGCUCUCUUCUGAAUUUCUUAAAGAGUGUUUACAACAAGAGCACGGUUACGAGGAUAUAGAGAUUACCAAGUUCACUGCUUUAACAGCUUUACCAGUGGGGGAGCAGUAUGGUAGCUGCCCCUUCCGAGUUAAACUAGAAUACAGGAAACAGAAAGGAAGUGAUGAGUUGUGUUCCUUAUCAUUAGUUUUAAAAUCUGAAUUGAAGGGUGGGGUAGUGAAAGAAGUAUUCGACACCCUUGAAUACUCAGAAUCAAUAUUCUACCAACGCUUUCUGCCCAAAGCCAUUUCUAUCACCAAUACUCCAUUUACAGCAAAAAGUUUUUACUCACCGAAAUUGUCCGUGAUUGUUCUUGAAGACUUAAAGGAGAAGGGAUUUAUUAUGGGAGACAAACAGAAUGGUCUGGAUUUUGAACACUGCCGCCUGUAUGUGGCUGCUGCGGCCAGUCUCCACGCGGCAUCACUCGCCGUUCUGGAAGAAGAACCGGAAUUAAUUAAUAUAGUUGGGAAAGAAAAGAUGUUUGUAUGUGGUCAAGCAGUAACCCCUGUCUUACGAACAAUGGUGUCAUGUGCAUUGAGAUGUUUGGCCGAAUAUACUAAAACUUCGGAUAUAUUCAACAAAUAUACCGACCUUAUCAGAGAUUGCAGUACCACCAUGCUUAAUAAGGUAGCAGAAGUGGUGAAACCCAGAAGAGACGAGUUUAACGCUAUGAACCACGGAGAUGGUUGGGCCAACAACAUGAUGUUUAGGUAUAACGAUAAAGGAUCACCGUGUGAAGUGAGACUGUUAGACUUUCAAUUGACAAGAUAUGCGUCUCCUGUCACUGAUAUUGUUUACUUCAUUUGGACAAGUGCCAACGAUGAUGUUAGAACUCGCAGAAUCAAUGAACUGUAUGAGCUCUAUGUUGAAGAACUCAACAAGAACCUAAAGCAUAUCAAUCGUUCUGAAAGCUUGUCUCACGAAGAAGUAAAAGUUGUGGUUAAAAGACUUAUUCCUUUGAGUUUCGUUAUGGGGGUCAUUAUACAAAUAUUCAUUGGUGAGAAUGCUCCGGAAAAUAUAGAAGCGCUUUUCAUAAAAGGGCAAGAAGAAGAGUCUUACCAAAUUUAUAAGUCAGCUUUCAGUAAUGAGAGAUUUCGUAAAAUCCGACUCCCAAAAUUAAUUCAGCAACUAGAAUUAGCAGGAGUAUUUGAAUACUUGGAAAAUGCAUAGAGAUACUUCAGCAAAUAAAAAGAGUAUUGAAAACUCGAUGGAAUGAAAACUACCAACGUAGUUAAUAAUUGUAUGGUAACUGAAGUGUUACUUAUUUAAACAGUCACAUAUUAAUGUAAAUAAACUUUAUGUAGUAUCGAAUACUAUUCUCUAUCCUCGAAUACUUGUUGCUUUUUGUAAAUAUGAAAAUAUUAUUAAGAAUACAAUUCUCUCACCGA
Homalodisca vitripennis (glassy-winged sharpshooter) is the source of this 1680-nucleotide messenger RNA. RefSeq lists its product as uncharacterized. The transcript has 2 exons. NCBI's taxonomy places the organism in Eukaryota, Metazoa, Arthropoda, Insecta, Hemiptera, Cicadellidae. The coding region runs from base 155 to 1462 and encodes 435 amino acids. The record is from RefSeq and is a predicted model, not a curated record.